Iphiclides podalirius (scarce swallowtail) is the source of this 444-nucleotide messenger RNA. The record is from the annotation of a GenBank genome assembly. Lineage: Eukaryota; Metazoa; Arthropoda; Insecta; Lepidoptera; Papilionidae.
AUGGCUAAUGGACACGUCACUGGUCACUGGAUGAACAUCCUAAGAACAUCAGAAUGGCAUGGCAACAGACACAAAGUCAAGUAUGAAUGGACUCCCAAGUAUGCCGCUUCAUUUUACAAAAUCCCACCUUGCUCAUGGGACAUACCAUAUAGGUCUCUGAUGGGUGGUGGGAUGUUGUUCCAACAUUGGGUAGCAGCAUACUUGAAACAGCUCCUAACCGCGGCUGUUCUGUGCUUAGCUGUUAACAAGGGCCUGAGAAUCACCAGCACAACGACCGCUUUCAACCUGCGUCUGGACACUCUACAACAAAGAAUGGAUAACCUGGAGCAGCGUUGCGGCAGGGAAGACUCAUCGCGAAUAUCUCAACUCGAAACUGCCAUCGAGAAGUUAAAACUAGAAGUUAACGAGCGCGAUCAGGAGCUUUGGAUAAUGAUAUCGAAAUUU